UGCCACACCACUGUCUGAGGCUAUUCUUAGGCUGUCACUUCAGCCCGUCCAAGCAGGCAGGUCCUCCUCUUUCUCCUCUCAGCUGCUGCGACUCGUUCUCUUCCUCUUCGAGCCGUCCCGUGUCUCCUGCAGCUGCCGGUGGGUUUUGUUCCAGAAACUCUGCUCUGACUUUGAAGGAUCUUUGUAGUUGUGUGGAAGAAGAAUGAGCACCUACACCGUGUCGCUGCCCGGCCCCGGGCCCUGGGGCUUCAGGCUGCAGGGGGGCAAGGACUUCAACAUGCCGCUGACCAUCUCCAGGAUCUCUCCAGGCAGCAAGGCGGCGCAGGGCAACCUGAUGCAGGGUGAUGUCAUCGUCGCCAUCGAUGGCGUCAGCACCGAGGGGAUGACUCACCUGGAGGCCCAGAACAAAAUCAAGAUGGCAAACUACAACCUGGCACUCACCAUGUCCAAGUCGAAGCGUCCGAUUCCGAUGGCGGCACCGAGAAUGGACGCCACGAUUCCCGUCGUCCCUCACCAGCAGGUUUUCCCCCCCGCCGCUCCACCUGCCGGCUUCAAUCCCAGCGUGCUGAUGGACUCCGCCCUCUCCACCAGCAAGCCCAUUGAAGUAAAAGGCCCCGGCGGUAAGGCCACCAUCAUCCACGCCCAGUACAACACGCCCAUCAGUAUGUAUUCACAGGACUCCAUCAUGGACGCCAUUGCGGGACAAACACAGACCAAGGGCCAUGACGCUGGUUCUGUCCCAGUCAUGGACCGCCUCGUGGACAGCGCCUCGCUGGUCUAUCAGGCCGUCCAGAGCACAGAGAAGGACCCGGAGCUGAGCGAAUGGAGCCGCCGCAGCACCAACGUGCAGUCCAAGUCCUUCCAGGUCCUGGCCCACAUGACCGGCACCGAGUCCUCGCUCACUGAAGAGGAGGCGGCGGCUGUGAAGAGGAGCAGCCUGAAGAGACAGCCUGCCGCUGGUUUCGGCCUCCAGUACAGAGCUGCAGUCUCCAGCCAGUACGGUGCACAUCCUACCAUGCAGCCGGCGCCACAAGUUCCACACCCACAGCAGUACCAGCCAAUACCACAGCAAUACCAACAUGCACCUAUGCAGCAAGCUCCACAAGCUCGGCCCCCACAGCAGUAUCAACCAAUGCCACAGCAGUACCAACAACCACCCACACAGCAGGCUCCACCCACUCAACAGAGCUCAAUUCAGAUCCCUGUUGGCUCCGCCCCCCCUAAGGUAGUCAGUACUGCCUGCAUCUACCCUUCACAGCCAGCACCACCUAUGGCUCCAGCUGCAGUGCCACCGCAGCACCGCCCUCCAGCCGCCGCCCCGGCCCCGCUUCUGGCUGCUCCAGCAUCCUCCAACAGACCCCCGUGGGUGACUGACUCAAACUUCGCUGAUAAGUUCGACCCCGGCAAGACCACCUCCAGCACCAUCAAGGUGCAGCCACUGCCCCAGGCCGCCCCUCCCCCACCAGCGUACAUCCCUAACCCCUCCCCUGCUGGGCAUGCAGCUCCCAGCCCCGCCCCCAUCACCCCCAGCCCUGGACCCAUGACCUCUAGCCCCGCCCCCUUUCCACCUGUGGCCAGAGGCGUGGCCCAAAGAGCGGAGAGGUUUGCAGCCAGCAGUCGCACGCCUCUAUGCGGGGCCUGCAACAGCGUCAUCAGGGGUCCAUUCCUGGUGGCCCUCGGCCGGUCCUGGCACCCCGAGGAGUUUAACUGUCACUACUGCCACAUGUCUCUGGCUGACGUCAGCUUCGUGGAGGAACAGAACAACGUGUACUGUGAGAACUGCUACGAAGAGUUUUUCGCCCCGACCUGCGCUCGCUGCAACACCAAGAUCAUGGGGGAAGUGAUGCACGCCCUACGGCAGACAUGGCACACCACCUGCUUUGUGUGCGCUGCCUGUGGGAAAGCCUUUGGAAACAGCCUCUUCCACAUGGAGGACGGAGAGCCGUACUGCGAGAAAGAUUACAUCGCGCUGUUCAGCACUAAGUGUCAUGGGUGCGACUUCCCAGUGGAAGCUGGCGAUAAGUUCAUCGAGGCUCUGGGUCACACCUGGCACGAUACCUGCUUUGUUUGUGCGGUCUGCCACGUGAACCUCGAGGGUCAGCCCUUCUACUCAAAGAAAGAUAAACCUCUGUGCAAGAAGCACGCUCACGCCAUCAACGUGUAAACCCGCCGGAUCACGCCUCAUCACGCCACCAACAUGUGUGGAAACGCUGGGUUUUUUUCUUUUUUUUGUGCAAAUUUCAAAUUUCUGCUGCCUGAUGAUUCUGCUUCAGAUCCAUCCGACCCGUCGCAUCACAGACUGUGGUUUAUUUUUCUACCCGAAAAAGUGUGUGUGUGUGUGAGAGACUGCUGAGCUGCAGAAAUACAGGUGACUGUAGGGAGUCUGCAAGGUGCCAAAUUAAAUAUUAUAUUUUUUAGUGUUUAAUAAUAAUAAUCAAACUUAUAACAACAAAAAUAUUAAACUGGCUAAGCUAUGCAAUAAGGAUUAAAUAGAUAUUUAAGUAAGUCUAAAUAAUAAUAUUAUAAUAUGAGGAAGAAAUUCUUUCUAAUAAAUAUCAAUAACAGAGUGUAUGAAGUAUGUUUAUUUUUCUCUUAAACACGGGGUUAAAGUAGUGGGAUAUUUAGGGUUAAGAGGGUUAAGAGAGUUUUUUUUAAUUAUUUUGAUAAAGUUAUUAUUUUCAUGAAAAAAAAUGUCAGAAAUAAAAAUUAUAAAGUUUUAUUAGUACUUUUUUUUGGCUUGGUUUGUAGUGUUUAAAAUUUCAAGUUAACUUGUGAAUUAUUUCAUAUGAAUGAAAUUACAAAUUUAUUAUAAUUAAACUUUGUAGAGUGGCACUCUCUGGACUCCGUAUAGCGGAUAUUGUUCUCACCAUUUUUGGACUAUUUUUGGUAAUGUGCCUCUGUUGACUGUUUGAAUGCGACUUUAAUAUUUUUAUUUCCCUUUUAGACUAAAAUAAAAUUAUAUGAAAGUUUUUAUGAGGCAAUACGAAGUGAAACAACAGACUGCAGAGAAGCUGAAAAAUCUAUAAACAGCAGCAAAUUGGAGAUAAAAAAGACUGAAAAGUGUUUCUGACGUUGCAACCUGUCAUCACUACUCCGACUCUGGGGGCAUGAACACACGACAGGUGACACGUUUCUGUGGCCCCGCCUGAGCAGGUGAACCUCCAGAUGUUUUAAAUGUGAAAACCGCAUCUAAACGCACAGAGAUACUGUAUGAGUGACGGAGUCUAGAUAAACUGGAAACGUUAAACUGACCACAGAAGCUGUUGGGCUCCAAGUGCAGGUGUGCUUCUGCUCUCACGCCGCACUAAGGUGCAUUUGGACUUGUUUGUUCAGGUGAACCUGCUCAGGUGAGACAGCUCUUCGACUUCACGUGCUUCGGGGGGAGAAAUAACCUUGAAUUUCAUAUUUAUUCGACAGUGUGAUCUUUAUUGAGACGCUAGUAUAUCGUCACUGCUGCGUGCAAAUGAUUAGUUAUUUGAUUCAUGUUUGUUUCAGAGCGUUUGGCAUCACGUGGUUAAGUUUAAGUACUGAUUUCAUGAUGAUUUAUGUGUGUGUGUGUUUUAACUACACUGUAAAUGUGAUAACCUUAGUCUGACUGUUAACAACACAAUGGCUCCGCCCACACUGCAGACCGUGAAUCCUCCCAAAUCUGAAAAAGAUUAGACUUUGUAUUUUCUUUAUUUUUUUUGUGGCAUCAAACAUGUGGCUGCUCUCAUGGUUGUAAAACACAGAAUAAUCUUAUAUGUACUUAGAUCAUUACAGUUGGGGAAACGGACUUCAGUGAAGGUUUUUAAAAGCGUUUCUCUGUUAAUUUUCAUACGUUUUUAAUACAAAGACAGUUUUUAGGAGCCUCUCUUGGCCAUUAAAGGAACAUCAGCAAACCACAACUUAAUUCAGAUCUUUCAUUUGACUUGUUCUCUGCUAAGACUUAAUCAUUAAGCACAUAAAGACUUUUUUACAUUUUAAAAACUACGCCAUGGUUCAUGUUCUAAUAACCAGUCACCCUAUUUUAGCGUCCUCCUGUGGCCACUAGAAGAAGUGCAGCUAAGCAAACAGAAACUCUUGGUGUAUUAAAAAAUUCUGUAAACAGAAGAAGCAUUGUGUUUCUGAAAGCUGGAUUUUCCUUUAAAAAAAUCUACGUUUUUGUUUUUUUACUUUGUUCCGCUUUUGUCAUUAAAGGCAGCAUGUUUUAGCACCACCUAGUGGCCAACAACAGAGCAAACCACAAUGUAAUUCAAUUCCAGUCCUUUGUUGAGUUAAACUCCGUUGUAAUGUUGGGUUGUGUUCAGUGGUUGAGAGGAGGCGGUCGAAACCUUAGCAGGAUAGCAGGAAGAAUACACGAUCACACUGGUACUGGGAAUUCCACAGCAUAUCCGUUAAUGCACCUCCUCUUCAUCAACCAUACAAGGCCCGGUUGAACGGCUGCUACUUAUCAAACAUGACACACAGUGUUCAUACAGCCCGUAACGUUGCAAAGGUUUCUGGAGAGCAAGCACUUUGUUCCCAUAAAUCAGAGAGGGCAGUGGUGCACACUAAUGACCUCAUAACCCCUUGACUUAUGUUACAUUAAAGAGACACCACACCACUGUGACUGUUACAAACGGAAUAAUAGAGUAUAUAAAAUAAUUAAAAUCAUCUGACUUUGUUUACUUCCCAAACUGAUUUAACACUGCUGUGGUGUUUUAGUGGCCUCUGGUGGUGAUUAGAGGAAGUGCAAUUGCGCAAAUGGAACUUUCAUUAUAUUAAAUCAUUCUAUAAACAGAAAAGACUUUGUGAUAAGUUUCUAAGAGAUGAAUUUAAAAAAUGACUAUAAUGGGGGGUUUUGUUGUAAUUUUUUCAAAUGUAAUUUUAUUUUUGCAUUUCACUACAAAUCGUUUUGGGAACAUCUAGAGGCCAUGAGAGGAACCCCAACUAACCCCCAUAACAAUAUAAUAUGAUUCUUUUUUGAAAAAUAAAAUAAAACUCACAUAAAAGAAUGAAAAGCAUCUGAACACACUUCGUAUGUUAUAGCAGCCUCAGGUGGCCACUAGAGGAACUGCAACUAAGCAAACAGAAACUUUCGGAAUUGUGAAACGUUUGGUAAAAGAACAAGAGGAGCUUGGAACUAAUUUUUAUUUUAUUUUUUUAAAGUACUACACUGUUUUCUGGAGAAAAAUUAGAUUUUUUCAUCUUUAAUUUGCUAGUACAGGCGAGGUGUUUUAGUUACACCUAGUGACCAGUAGAGGAACUGCAAAUAAGUAAGCUUUUGGGUUGAGCACAGCUUAUAAACUUUGGUUGUUGAGUAGUGUGAACGGAGCCUCUGAUUCUUUGAUUUAAACUUUAGUUUUAUUCUGUGAUUUAAAUGAAAGCGUUUGUCUCCCUGCAGAGAACCGUGCCUUUGCUGAAAUCCACCUCUGCUCGGUCUGACUGGCACACUGACCAGUUUGUGUGCCGGUGUACAGUUUUUACUCUGAAUUGUACUUUUAUACAGUUUGUGUGUUUUUCUGAGGAUGAAUGUGUGCAUGCGGCAUGUCAGGAUCAGUUUGUGAAAAAAAGACAAGCUAACGCGUCUGUUCACUGUUAUUUUUGAGUGUUUGUAAGUAAUGAUGUCAUACUGUGAGUGAAGAACUCUGCUUUACUUUUUGUUUAACAGGUUUUGAACAUUUGAAGAGUUUUUGUGUUGCAGGUUGAAUAAACUGAGCACUUCAAACACCUGGAAGCAUC
This is a messenger RNA of Maylandia zebra (zebra mbuna), 5703 nucleotides long. RefSeq names its product LIM domain-binding protein 3. NCBI's taxonomy places the organism in Eukaryota, Metazoa, Chordata, Actinopteri, Cichliformes, Cichlidae. Gene Ontology annotation, cellular component: filamentous actin; Z disc; adherens junction. The record is from RefSeq and is a predicted model, not a curated record. Gene Ontology annotation, biological process: actin cytoskeleton organization; heart development; muscle structure development. Gene Ontology annotation, molecular function: muscle alpha-actinin binding; actin binding.